UUAUAGGGAAAAAGGGCUCUCAAUUCUACGUGAGAAUCAGAAGCUUUAAGCAGCUAGGGUUUUCUGCAGCCUCCCUUGGCGCCUACUGCUGUAAGUGAAGGGAGGAGAAGAUCGAACCUUGGAUUUGUUUCACAGGUUCUACAAUGGCGACUAUCGUUCAAACAUCUGAGGAAGAUGCGGCGCUCACUGUCGUUCGAUUUGCCUCUGAGCUCGCUUGGGCCGACGCCGGUUCUGAGGCUGCUGAGGCACAAGUUAAUAGACUCUGCGUUGAAGCCCAAGAAUGUAUUGUUAUGGGAAGAUGGUUGGAUUUGGCAUCUCUAAUGCUGACUUCUGCUGACUUGAUAUUUUCAAAGGUUUCUGAAAAAGAUAUGGAGUGUGUAUUCACUGUUAUCUGUAAUCUUGUCACAAAGUCUGGGAGUCAAAAAGAAUUGUUUGAAAUGGCAGAGCUUAUAUCUUCAAAGAUUGGCCAACAACCAAAUGACAAACCUGCAUUGCGCUUAAAGAUCUUGUUCAAUCUGUACAACUUACUUGAGGAUCCAUAUUGUCGGUUCCAUGUUUACAUGAAGGCCCUAGAUUUAGCUCUUAAGGGGAAGGUCCCUGAAUAUAUACUUCCAUCAUUAAAAAAGAUGGAGAGUUUCUUGAGAGAGUGGAAUAUUGGAAUUGUAGAGCAGAGACAACUUUUCCUCGCCGUCGCUAAUGUUUUGAAAGAAAGUAAGAGUGCCGCAAAUGAUUAUUUCAAGUUCCUUACCAAAUACUUGGCGACUUUCUCCGGUGAAGAUGCCCAUACCUUGAGUGAAGCAAAGGAGGAAGCUGCUCAUGCAAUUGUUGAAUUCGUAAGGGCACCAAACAUGUUUAAGUGUGACUUGUUAGACAUGCCUGCUGUAGGGCAACUGGAGAAUGAUGCCAAAUAUUCUUUGGUUUAUCAGCUUCUGAAGAUUUUUCUGGCUCAGAGAUUGGAUGCUUAUUUGGAAUUUCAAGCUGCAAAUUCUACUUUAUUGAAAAGCUAUGGUCUCGUCCAUGAAGACUGUAUAGCAAAAAUGAGGUUAUUGUCAUUGGUGGAUCUUGGCUCAAAGGAAUCUGCCCGCAUUCCAUAUGCUCUCAUCAGGGACACACUUAGGAUCAAUGAUGAUGAGGUGGAAUUGUGGGUCGUGAAGGCCAUUGCUUCCAAAUUGAUUGACUGCAAAAUGGACCAGAUGAAUGAAGUCGUGGUUGUGAGGUGUGCUAGACUGUAUCCACAUGGCUGCAAUUCCCUUUUUUUGGUUAGCCUAAGUUUAUUUAGAACUAAUAGCUUUUGGAUGCUCGUGUGCAGCCGUUGUACUGAGCGUGUAUUUGGGCAGUAUCAAUGGGAAACACUUAGGACGAAGCUAGCUACAUGGAGGGGUAAUAUUGCGAAUGUGAUUGGCACCAUACGAGCAAACAAAAUAGUCGAUGAUGGAUCACAGGCUGUGCAAGGUUUGGCAAUUCGCUGAAGAGUGGAAUUUUUUGUUGAUCUGUAAGUUAAAUCGCCUACCGUUCCUGAUUAAUACUAGGAGGUCUCAUGUUCUGUUCAAUCCUCUGAAUUUGUUCAAAUUUUGACAUGGAGAACUACAUUUGAAUAGGAGCUGUUGGUUUACAUAGUGGACUGUAUCAAUCAUCUACACUCCAGGACUUUCAAUCGGCUCUCUGAUCUUAAUUUAUUUUAGUGGUAUUUUUUGUUUUCAUCCCACCUUAGAUCAAUUCGUUUAAAUAUAGUUUAUUUGUUUGGUUAAUAAUAGCUAUGGUUGUUCUUUUUC
Molecule: messenger RNA, 1772 nt
Organism: Cucurbita maxima (winter squash)
Lineage: Eukaryota; Viridiplantae; Streptophyta; Magnoliopsida; Cucurbitales; Cucurbitaceae
Product: eukaryotic translation initiation factor 3 subunit M-like
Exons: 9
Coding region: 144-1469 (441 amino acids)
Biological process (GO): cytoplasmic translational initiation
Cellular component (GO): cytoplasm; eukaryotic translation initiation factor 3 complex
Molecular function (GO): translation initiation factor activity
Source: RefSeq, a predicted model, not a curated record